Trematosphaeria pertusa is the source of this 485-nucleotide messenger RNA. RefSeq lists its product as uncharacterized. The coding region runs from base 41 to 424 and encodes 127 amino acids. The transcript is spliced from 4 exons. The record is from RefSeq and is a predicted model, not a curated record. Gene Ontology annotation, biological process: microtubule-based movement. Lineage: Eukaryota; Fungi; Ascomycota; Dothideomycetes; Pleosporales; Trematosphaeriaceae. Gene Ontology annotation, cellular component: cytoplasm; cytoplasmic dynein complex. Gene Ontology annotation, molecular function: dynein intermediate chain binding.
CAAUACCUCCCGCAUUCCUACCGUCGCAUUCACAUUCACAAUGGCUUCACCUCUCCCAACGGAAGAGUUCCAGCAGAUCGCUAGCCAUGCCUGCGAAAGCGCCCUUGGUCUAGUAGAAAAGUAUGAGCACGGCAGCGUAGCAGACUGGAACACCGCAAUCAUUAACACCAUCCUCCAAUCCCUCAUCGAGAAGACCGGCGCCGCCGAAUCGAAGCAGCCAGCAUACAAAUACAUCGCCAACAGCACCAUAAUCCAACACCCGGGUGCGCCCUCAGAAUCCGGCUCUGCUGGCCGACGCGGCAUGCACUCUGCUGUCGGAGCUUUCUGGAACACCGAGAAGGACGGCACUUUCUCGUACAAGUGGGAAGGUGCGGAGAAGAAGGGCAUGGAUGUGGUGAUCAGCAUCAACUGGAUCGGCAUCUAGACACAGACACCAAGGGGGUGAAAGACACAAAAAGGAGGAGGACGAGGGGUGAUGAGAAGGG